Messenger RNA from Scatophagus argus, 4810 nucleotides. RefSeq names its product forkhead box protein O1-A-like. The record is from RefSeq and is a predicted model, not a curated record. Gene Ontology annotation, molecular function: RNA polymerase II cis-regulatory region sequence-specific DNA binding; DNA-binding transcription factor activity, RNA polymerase II-specific. Gene Ontology annotation, biological process: regulation of transcription by RNA polymerase II. The coding region runs from base 439 to 2418 and encodes 659 amino acids. Gene Ontology annotation, cellular component: nucleus. The transcript has 4 exons. NCBI's taxonomy places the organism in Eukaryota, Metazoa, Chordata, Actinopteri, Scatophagidae.
UAUUAACUUCAAAAUACGGCGGAGAUCAUAUGAAGAGUAUACAUUUGUGCUAAGGGUCACUUUCGGCAUAAGUAUUGUACAGUCUAUGAUAAUUUCCAACUAAAGAGCACUUGAAUGCACCGUUAAGUAAAACUCAGAAAACGGAGCCUGUGAUGGGGACGUGAAGGCAGCAUCAGGCUCUGUACGAGUGUUACUGACAAAGCGGCAGACUUGAGAGUUGAAACUAGUCGGUGCAGGAUGGUUUAAACUUCAGCGAAGAACUUGACUAACAAAAUUCUCUGAUUUUUAAAUUACGAACUUCUCUUAACUUACUACUGAAAUCUGGCGUGUGAACGCGACAUUUUAUUUUAUUUUAUUUCACCACUGAGAUUGUUUUUUCAUUAAUUAAUAUUUUGUAUGUGAGCGCCUGUGUGCGUUUAAAGCCGGAUCGACCACGACAUGGCUGAGUUACCGCCACCGCAGGUCGAAAUAGACCCGGAAUUCGAGCCUCUCUCCCGCCCGCGGUCUUGCACCUGGCCGCUUCACAGACCGGAGCCCAACGACCCGGCCAGCUCCAACACAUCCUCUCCGGCACCGUCGGUGCAGCAGGAGCCGGGGGUUAACGCCGAAUUCAUCAGUAACCUCUGCUUGUUGGAGGAGGACUAUGAAGAAUAUGCAGAACAGAAACCACCUGUUCCCUGCAACAAUUUCCAAUGUCGGGAGGGAAACUGUUUGCAUCCGCACCACCACCACCACCACCACCACCACCAUCAUCAUCCUCAGCAGCAGCUCCCUGGCCCGCAGCUGCCGCCUCAGCAACAGGUGCCUCCUCCUCCUCCUCCUCCUGGGGUCGCACCCUUGGGCAGCUCCGGGCAGAGGAAGAGCAGCUCGUCCCGUCGUAACGCCUGGGGAAAUAUGUCGUACGCCGACCUGAUCACCAAAGCGAUUGACAGCUCACCUGAGAAGAGGCUGACACUGUCACAGAUUUACGACUGGAUGGUCAAGAGUGUGCCUUACUUCAAGGAUAAGGGAGACAGCAACAGCUCCGCGGGCUGGAAGAACUCCAUCAGACACAACUUGUCCCUGCACAGCCGCUUUGUGCGCAUACAGAACGAGGGAACGGGAAAAAGCUCCUGGUGGAUGUUAAACCCAGAGGGGGGUAAGAACGGAAAGUCACCUCGACGCAGAGCUGCCUCCAUGGACAACAACAGUAAGUUGGCCAAGAGCAGAGGAAGGGCCACAAAGAAAAAGAUGGCUCUGCAAGAAGGCAUAGAGGGAGGCGCAGGCAGCCCUAGUUCCCAGUACUCUAGCUGGCUGGGAAGCCCAAACUCUCACAGUAAUGAGGACUUUGAAGCGUGGAGUUCUUUCAGGACCCGAGCCAGCUCUGAUGCCAGUACCCUGAGUGGUCGCCAUUCACCUUUCCUUGCUGAACAGGAUGACCUGGGGGAGUCUGAUGGGCACAUGAUGUAUCCUGGAGUGGCAGGGACCAAGAUAACCUCCACCCUGCGCAGCCUGUCUGAGGUGGCUGGAUCCAUGGGCCAGCGUGGCUCAGAAAACGUUAUGGAGAGUCUGUUGGAUAACCUGAACCUGCUGUCUCCAAAACCCCCACAGCUGGGUUCUGACUCCUCACUUUCCCCAAAUGCAGCUGUCCGUCAGAGUGCCCCCUACAGCUCCACUGGCUUGACCCCGCAUCCACAGCAGGACUACCGUAAGUGCAUGUACAGCCAGGUGAGGAUGAACUCUCUGUCCCCUGCUCCCAUGCAGACACUCCCAGAGACUAAGCCAGGCUUUGGGGCUUAUGAGAACCAGUAUAUCUGCCAUGCUGGCCUCCUCAAAGAGCUGCUGACCUCAGAUACGGACGCCAGUAGAGACAUGAUGCCCUCUAGGGAUCCACAGUUGUCUCAAGGUGGGAGGGGAAGUUGUCUCAUGUCCACUUACAGCAGCCAAAGCCACAUGGGGGGUCAUAAUGGUGUAAAAAUGAUGAAUCCUCUGCAAAGCCACCCAGUUCCUCAUGUAAAUCCACAAGUUAUACAUAGCCAGGGUCCUUCAACCUCACAAGACUUAAAUAGCUGUAACAUGAUCCCCCUGACUAGUCUGACUAGUCUUUCAGGGGCCACUCCUCGAAUGACCAGCCUGAGGACAUUCACACAGUUGCCCCGUGGACACCCAGCACACACUAAUGAUGUUUCAGCAAGCUUUGGCAACAACAGUGGCUACAGGGAACUUAAUUUGGUUCAUCCACAGAGUCAUCAUCAAGAGCGGCUGCCCAGUGACCUGGAUAACAUGUCUAUUGAAAAGUUUGAAUGUGACUUGGAGACCAUCCUCCAUGAAACCCUCAUGGAUGGUGGGGCGCUGGACUUUAACUUUGACCCAGCAGCUGCACCUCAUGGGUUUCCUCAGAGGGUGAAGACCACCACACACAGCUGGGUGUCGGGCUAGGAUGUAUGAUGGCUCACAUACAGGUUUUUCUUAACCCCACCUUCAUUCAGAGACCGGAAAAUGUAGAUCAGAAGAAGCCAACACCAUCCUUGUGUACAUCUGACACAGUUAUUUUCAAAAGUUUACACACUCUUGAGUUGUGGCUCCAUGUGUAACAUAACAAGUUACCACUUCGAAAGAAGUUUAACAUUCAGAUGCAAAUACUGAUAUAAGACACAAUACCUAAAACUGUUGUCAUUCAUAACAGAGCUGAACAUUGGGAAAAACAUUUUAAGAUAGCCCUGCAGUGAGAAGCCUGCAUUAGCUACCUACUCUUGUUUACAAUGACCUGUCAAAAACUGGAUAUAUGUAUAUAUUUAUUUUUGCUGAUUCAUGGCAUAUGAAAAAUAUACAGUAUAGUAUAUUAAAUAAGACGGAACACAGUGUAAGCGUGCCUGACAAAAAUAGUGGAGCUUAAAUAAUUUCUCAUUUGACCAACAGAGUUCAUUCAUCCAUUGUUUUAAGCAUAGUUAUCUAUGGUUUUGACUGAACUUUGCAGCCAUCAGUGGGCUCUGCUGAGAAUAUAUGUGGGACUUCAAGGUGCAGUGGAGAACACAACAACUCAGUAAUAAAUUAGGGUUUAACCACACACUGCUCUCAUUGUCAUAUUAAGGAGCCAGUUUUGGGGUAAUUCUUAGCCAACACAUUAUCAGCAGUAGCAGCGUAUCCACAGUUUAAGUCAGCUCAUUAAGCAGUGAUAAUUGGUCAAGUGCUUAAAGUGUUACUUAUGAUUUAAUAAUGGGACCCAAAACUUUAAAGGAGGACUUGAUAUUGCAUUCUAGUAGAUCAGAGACCCAUUAAAUCUGAUGUUUUAUGUGGGUCAAUCAGUGAAAUAAUUAGUGUGGUAUCAUCCGUAUAGCGACUUAUAAUCAUAAAAUAUUCUGAUUUUACACAGAACUUAAAUGUUGAUCGACAGAUGUUGUAGUACAGUGCUGUCAAAUUCACUCUCGAUUUGAAUAUCGGCCAUAUCUCCUCACCAUUAGAUGUCAUUAGAGGCUGUGAGACGAGCUGCAUCCAUAACUGAAAUGAAUUCAUCAUUCGUAUACUGUAUGAAGGUAUUUAUUUAUGUUUUAUUUUAAUUGUAGCUUUUUUGGAUUCUGGCUUUGUUCUUGGUGUGCUUGUAAAACUAUGUGUCCAUGCUGUGUAGAAUGUAUAUACUGUUUGGUUUAAAUAUUGUAAUACUGUAUUUUGAUUGAUUAAAUUAAUAUUGAAUAAAGAAACUACAGAUAGUUUCUAGAUGUUAGCCCCUAAAAACACUUGACCGAAAAAAAAAAGAAAUCAAAACUGCAUCAGACAAACUGAAAAAAUAGUUGAAGUGAAAGCUGUUUUUAUCAUUUCCUGAAAAAGGGACAUUUUGGAGAAUUUGACUCACCUGACUUCAACUGUGUGAUAGCAGUAGGUGGAGAGCUGGCAAUGAAAUCUUAAACUGACUGGAAAUGGAUGAUGGUCUUCAAAGAUUAACGAGCACAGCACAGGAUUUGUUUGCUAUUUACCUCCCAGCAGCUACAGUUUUUAUGCACCAAAGAGUUGUCUACUCUACCAAACACAUUUCAAAGAAAGUUUGCCAAUUCACUGUGCCUACAUGGUCUCACUGACUUGUACAUAAUAUUUUCCUCAGUAGUACAUUUUUGUAUAUGAAGGGUUUAUAAGACUAGUAUUAUAUAUGUAUGAUUGUGUUAAAAAUGGCUGUUUACAUAACUCAGUCCAAUCUAUAUCUAUAAAUAUAUGAACACUCGUACCUCAAAAUAUUUUACCUCUGAAAUGCUGAAGGGAUAUCUCCUGCCAUUUUCCUCAGUGAGUGAUGUAUUGAAUUUGCCUUCUUUUUUGAAUUUGACAUACCUAGUUUUGUACAUAUAUUUUGUUUUCUUUUUUGUAUUUGAUUAAUGCUGUUUGGACCCAUUCAAAGUGAUGUAUUGUCUGCUUUUGUAUUUCUAAUGUUUUCUUGUGUUUGAGGAUUAUAGCCAUUAGUUUACAGUAAUUACUCUGUGACAGCACAAUUUUAAAUUAAAUAUGGAUUUCAGUGAAAGCAUCACCUAAUCAGGCCAAACUCAAGGGAAGGAAUUAAAUCCACCAAACAUAAUUCAGUUAUAUUGUAGAGCAAUGGAAAAGUUCUACAUCUGUAAUUAUAAAAGCUUAUCAAAAAUAAAUAGGUGCAAAUAGCUACCUGGCACAAAUGAGAUUUUGUUACAAGUGCCUGAGCCUGCUAUAUUAUGAAAAAGACAGUAUAAUGCAGUUUUGCUCUUUAAUAUCCACAUCCAGGUAUUUUUGAAAGAAUGCAGUUUUUUAUAUGUAAGCCAUUCAAUGCAUAAAUCAUUUUGUGAUCUUGCAAUUAAAGGAAGAAAAACAUCUGUUA